CAUUCAAGGAAGACAAGAAGGGGCGGGGUAAAAAAGAAGCACCCGGCUCGGGUCGAAAGUCUUUUCCCACUCUCCUCAGCUUCUUCUUUUCCCCAGAGCAGCCUGUGCCUCGUCCUGUGCCCACGUCCUCCUCCCGUCGCUCGUUCUCAUCCCUUGUUAAGGCACCUGGGCAGAAGGCGGAGAACCUCCUCACUCACCCCUCCCCUCCGCUCACCUGGCCCAUGUACCGGGGAGAAGGAGCGGCUGUCUGCAUAGCGGGGGUGUGGGAGCUGAAUCACAGCCAGCCGCUAGGUGACUCAGAUUCUAGCCAUCCUCUCUGUCUGCUCCGGACUUUCCUGGGGGCUGGUACUAUAAAAGUUCCAACCCAGUUCCUUAGCCGACUUUUUUCACUCGCUCAGUCACACACACACACUCUCACUUAUCUUCCCGCUUCAGCAGCCAAACGGUUUUUGCCUGAGUUUCUCUCUUUCCACCAGACUGUCUUUGCGCCUUAUCGCUAAGUGGGAUGGCCAGCGCGACGUAUAGCGGAGCGCUGCUUUUAUGCACGCUGCUUUUCCUGGUUCACCUCAGUUCGGGCAACUCUGAAGUUUUGACAGCAGUUAACAUUACUUGGUCAUCCAUCAAUUUUAAGACAAUACUACAAUGGGAGCCCAAGCCAGUCAAUUAUGCUUAUACAGUUGAAAUAGAUGGGAACCGAUUAAUUCGGAAGAAAACGUGCGUUCACACUACAGCAACAGAAUGUGAUGUUACAAACCUGCUGAAGGACGUAAAAGAUACUUAUACUGCUCGUGUAUAUUCUGUAGUGCCAAAUAGGGAUGUUGAUGAUUUUGAUACCCCGUCUUAUGAAGUCUCUCCAGAGUUCAUACCUUACACCCAAACUGAGAUUGGAAUGCCAACAAUCAAAACUUUUGAACAAAAAGAGAAAACUUUGAAAGUGGAGAUAGAGGAUCCACUAACUCCUUACAGAUUUAAUGGAAGCUUCCAAAGUAUUAGGGACAUUUUCAAACAUGAUCUAGAAUACACACUGUACUAUUGGAAAGAUCAGAGUACAGGAAAGAAAUGGGCAAAUACGAAAAGCAACCAGUUUGAAAUUAGUAUCGACCAAGGGAAGAGCUACUGCUUCUAUGUCCAGGCAACUAUUCCAUCACGCUUAAACAACCGUAGCAGUCAAAAGAGCAAUGAAAAAUGUACUAGUGUUAAAAGGGAGGAGCUGGAUGGUCUUGAAUUAGAAGCAAUUCUUAUAAUAAUAGCUGUUGCGGCUGGAGUCCUCACUCUAAUUAUUAUUUUUUCUGUGGUUGUGUAUAAAUGCACAAGAUCAAAAGCUGCACCAACAAAAAAAGAGAGCAUGCCUCUGAAUGCAUAAGGAGGGGAAAUAAUAAAGACAAAUCUGCAUCAUUGCUGCAAGUUCCGUAAGAAAUUCACCUCCUACCUGUGGAAGCAAUGACCACUGACAUUUGCUGUUUCUGUGAAACAUUUAUAGUUAAAACACUAAUUUAAAAACCUGUUUUAGACUGUCAGUAACAACUGUGAGAACUGUUUUAAAAUGUGUUAGCUGACAGAUAUGGUGAAAAUACUACUGCUUCUUUUGCACUUUGGGUAUAUCUUUAGAUCAGAGCUUCUGGGUACAUUUGUUGGUACGGGUUAUAAAAUGCUGUAAGGAAGGGCUUCUACAGUCUGACAGACUUCAUACAAGGUGUUAUGGUGUGAAUCAAUAUAAAACAUUACAAUAAGCCAGAUCAAGGUACGUGCUAUCAACUCUGAGAAAGCUUUCUAACUGAUUUUGGAAACUUCAAAGUUAAUAACUUACGUUAUCGGCAUCCACCUUGAAUUAACAGGUAUCCUGUACAUAUUUAGUUAUGUGUCAGGAUUUAGCACUUUAAAUUUAUACUGAUGAUUAACUGCUGGACAGAGACAAACUUAACUAUUUAAAUGGCUUAUGCCUGUAAAUAUAGAUGAUGGAACUGAGAUUACUCAUCUUACUACAAUCAAUGUUAAUAUAUUUAUGAUUUUUAUAAAUGGGUGUUUAUAUUUGUAUAUAUUGUACUAACUUAUAUGUAAUUUUUUCAGAAAUAAAGGUAAAUG
Rhineura floridana is the source of this 2082-nucleotide messenger RNA. It is a transcript of the gene F3, whose product is annotated as coagulation factor III, tissue factor. The coding region runs from base 506 to 1363 and encodes 285 amino acids. Gene Ontology annotation, cellular component: membrane. Gene Ontology annotation, molecular function: protein binding. The transcript is spliced from 6 exons. The record is from RefSeq and is a predicted model, not a curated record. Gene Ontology annotation, biological process: blood coagulation. Lineage: Eukaryota; Metazoa; Chordata; Lepidosauria; Squamata; Rhineuridae.